AUGAAAAGUGUUGCGCGUGUGCUGCGCCGCGCAGCAGUGAUUGAUUAUGGUACUAAAGUCAAUGAGGGUGGUGAUGCAGUCAAUGAUGGUGGUGAUGUAGUUAAUGAUGAUGGUGAUACAAUCAAUCAUGGUCGUGAUGAAGUCAAUGAUUAUGGUGAAGGAGCUCAUAAUGAUGGAAAAGACCAUGAUGAGGUGGAACUCACACCUAUGGAUUUUUAUGUAUUAGGAAAUGGAGAACCUAGUCAACCAGGAAAUGGACAAGACAAUGUGGUUGUUAAUGAGGUGCAUGUGCAAUAG
Lactuca saligna is the source of this 297-nucleotide messenger RNA. The record is from the annotation of a GenBank genome assembly. NCBI's taxonomy places the organism in Eukaryota, Viridiplantae, Streptophyta, Magnoliopsida, Asterales, Asteraceae.